This is a messenger RNA of Myotis daubentonii (Daubenton's bat), 1755 nucleotides long. RefSeq names its product matrix remodeling associated 7 (gene MXRA7). The record is from RefSeq and is a predicted model, not a curated record. Lineage: Eukaryota; Metazoa; Chordata; Mammalia; Chiroptera; Vespertilionidae.
GGCGCGGGAAGCCUCCUCGGGGUCCCCGCGGGCGCGCACUCGGGCGGCCGGGCGAUGGAGGCGCUGGCGGAGCUGCUGGCCGCGCUGCCCGCACUGGCCACGGCGCUGGCGCUGCUGCUCGCCUGGCUGCUGCUGCGGCGCCGGCCGGCCGCGAGCUCGGACCCCGCCCGCGCGGCCCCGGAGCCCGCGCCCCCGCCCGCGGCCAGGGCACCCUCGGCGCCGCCCGGCCCCGCAGCCACGGAGAACGCGGCCGCGCCCCAGGAGCCGGGGGAGCCCGCGGAGCCGGCGGAGGAACAGGCGGCCGCGGAGAAGCAGGAAGAGGAGCAGGAGCAGGACAGCGAGGAGGAAGCACCCCCAGCAGAGCCUGAGGAAGACGAUGGAGGAGAGGCCUUCUUCAAGUACAGCCCCGGGAAGCUGCGGGGCAGCCAGUACAAGAGGAUGAUGACCAAGGAGGAGCUGGAGGAGGAGCAGAGGAUUGAGCUGACCUCUGACCUCACUUCCCUGUAGCAAGUUCCUUAGGUCCUGAGCCACAAUAUUCUUGCAAAUCCUUUUGAACCGAAGAACGAAGCUGCCCUUAGCGCCCUCCUAAAGGCUUUUCCUUUGGCAGCUUAAAAGCUGGAGAGAGAAAAUGACCCCAGAGAGCAGCCUGGCUCCCAGUGCAUCCUGCCUGCCCCGCGGGGACCAGACCCCCAGCGGGCCUCCCCCCGGCUCGGGUGGCUUGCUUUGUCACGCUAAGGGGCUUAGGAGUUGUUCUCACUCCCUAAACACUGAUUUUGCUUUUCGCUCAGCCUUGCCUGCGCCACACACCUGCCCCCCUGAGACAGUCACAAGGCCAUCCCUGCACAAUCUGUCGUUUCCCUGCAGGCCUCCUGCGUCCUCCCACACUGAGGCCUCUCGGGGGUGACCAGACGAACAGGGCGAGCUGCCAUGCUCCCUGCAGGGUGGGGGUGGCCCGCUGCCCUCCUCUGCCUUGGGGCCACUUCCCUCUUGCUCUCCGUCUGGCGCAGUCGCUGGGGGUGACGGACGCUGUAUGGAUGACCAGGCAGCAAAGCAAGGGCUGGCUGUUGGCUUACCAUCCCCCUUGUGCCCUCUGAGGAGGCUUCCAUCAGCCUUUUCACUGAUGUUCUUACCAGCUCAGCCGCGUCGCCUCCUUUGCUUUGGCUGAAGCAGUAAUAACAGUGUUCGCUUCAAACAGAUUUCUCCUCGAUUUUGCCUUUUCCUAGAAAGUUUCCGAGAUGCGUUAGAGCUUCACCAGGUAAUCAGGUUGGUCCCAGGUUCGUUUCCUGGAGUUUUCUAUGUGACAGUAUUUAUACCAGGCCAGACUAGUCUACAGUCUUUAGAUGUGUAGGUUAAAACGUUUUCUUAAAGCAAUAAGUUAACAGGAAAACCUUUUCCAUUGAAUGGAAGGCUGGGAAAUAAAUGUCCAGUGUCGGCCCCCGGGCAUGUCCCGUUCCCAGGGCCCUUCUGCUCAGCCUGAUGCUUUAGGUUCAGGGCCGAGGGCAGAGCAGGCAGGGACCACGGCCACACGGAACCACAGGACGACAGAUGUCCUCUUGUGGGGACACGUGGCCCACACAGCCAUAGCAGUGUCCUUGUCCAGGCUGGGAGCUGCUGAUACAAUAAGCAGGCGACUCCCUCCAGGUCAGUUACCUCAGUCUGUCUGCAAACUCUGAACGUAGUUCGCGUCCGGCUGACGGCGUGGAUCUGCGUUUCAGCCUCUGUUCAGUCCAAUAAACUCGGAGCAGGUGAUCUUGA